Messenger RNA from Mya arenaria, 5380 nucleotides. RefSeq names its product T-cell-specific guanine nucleotide triphosphate-binding protein 2-like. The coding region runs from base 370 to 2040 and encodes 556 amino acids. The transcript is spliced from 8 exons. Gene Ontology annotation, cellular component: endoplasmic reticulum membrane. Gene Ontology annotation, molecular function: GTP binding; GTPase activity. Lineage: Eukaryota; Metazoa; Mollusca; Bivalvia; Myida; Myidae. The record is from RefSeq and is a predicted model, not a curated record. Gene Ontology annotation, biological process: cellular response to interferon-beta; defense response.
UCGUCUUCACGAGAGCAGGCAAGGUUAAUUGGCUAGAGAUAAAACUACCACGUUUUGUUGGUAUUUUUGCAAGCUGAACUUGACGAUUAAUUACGCCUUUGGACGUGUUGAAAUUCAUUCUCAGGAUAAAAACGCCGGUAACUGCAGACCAAACUAUUGUAUUAAUAAAACUUAGAUCGACAGCAUGUGAUUGCAUAUUGAAUAUGCAUUAUUCAAUGUUUUACAUAUAUGAAUUUGGAAUAUGUAAAAAAAUGCAUUAAAGGAAUAUGUAAAACAUACCCAAACAACUAAUUAGGUUGUUGUUUGGAAAACAUAAACCUUUUCGUGAGGAAUUCACAUUCAACAGAUUGGAUUGGUGUUCAUCCAUCAAUGUUUUUGAAUAUCAGAUUAUUAAGUGUUCAAGAUGAAACAGCCGACGAAGCGACUGCAGCAAUUUCGUCGCCAGACAUUGAAAAUAAGAGCGAAUCCGACGAAGAUGAAACAGCCAACGAAGCGACUGCAGCAAUUUCGUCGCUAGACAUUGAAGUUAAGAGCGAAUCCGACGAAGGGCCGAGAGGAGCAGAAGCUCAAAGUAAUGAUGCAGUCGGUGGCAGAAGGAAACGUGCUGACGCAUCUGAUGACUAUGUUGGCCGACGAGAUGUCGAUGAAAUCUCAUUACACAAUGUCCAAAUGAUCGUGGACCAGAAAUAUACAGAGAAUGAGGACUCGUCUUACGCUCGGCAUGACCCAAUAUACAACAAUAUGAAGACAGAUGAUAACGUACGUCAAAAUAAGAUGCCCAUGGAAGAAAAAAAAGUAUUCGAAGACUUUGUGCUUGGAAGUGAUAUACUUGAGGAUCUUGGUGAGAUAUCAGAGGCCGAAGUAGAGGAAUACGAACGUUUAAUGAUGGAAACAGGAUACACAGCUCUGCGUGAACAACUAGAAGAAACCAUCAAUGGAUGGAAACAAAUCCAAAUCGACAUUGCUGUUACUGGAGAAUCCGGCACUGGGAAGUCGUCUUUCAUCAACUCUAUCAGAGGAUUAAAAGCUGAUGAUCCUGGGGCAGCGGAGGUUGACGCGGUCGAAACGACAAUAGAACCAACACCUUACAACCACCCCGACAAUCCAAAUCUUCGGGUUUGGGAUUUGCCAGGAGUAGGAACGUCAACCUUCACACGGGAAAAUUACUUGCAACAAGUGAAAUUAAAUCGGUUUGACUUUGUUUUGCUACUGUCCUCUUCGCGAUUUAAGGAAAAUGACAUUUGGCUUGCCAAAGAAAUACUUCAGUUAAAGCCAAAUUUUAACUUGUUCUUUGUACGAACAAAGAUCGACGAUGAUCUUUCUGCCGCCAAAAAAUCACGUCGCAAAAUUCAGACCGCCGAUGAUAGGAAAGCCUUGCUCAAGAGAGUGAAAGACAAUAUUAAACUCAAUCUGCAGAAAGGCAAGAUAUCUAACGCAAAUAUGUAUUUGAUUGACAACAAUGACACAAAAGCAUUCGAUUUUGAUACAAUUGUCCGUAAACUGAUCCAAAAGGUUUCCGUUCUUAAGAGGGAAGCAAUGAUCAUGUCAUUGUCUGGUUUCACAAACGAAAUUGUUCAAAAUAAACUUACUAUUCUGCAAAGUAGAAUCAAAGUGGUUUCUAAAGCCGCGGCAGUGGCAGCAGUCUUUGCCAAGGCGGAUACAAAGAUGUAUUCAUCGGAAAUAGACAUGUUGCUAGAAGAAUGCAGAUUUUAUCGUUCGCAGCUAGGACUCAAUUUAGAUUCACUGCAAAUCAUUGCAAAACGUCUUGAAAUUGACCCUGAAGAAAUGAUCAUGAAGUUGUCAAUGCAAUCAUACAUUUACGUAGAUUGCGAGGAUAGGUUUUCCAAGCAUUAUACAUGUUUUAAAAAAGUUGAACCAAGCAUAUGGCAUUCUAUGCCACUUUUGGGAAAGAGGUUCAAGUUCCGAGCUUACCGGAAGCAAUGCGCUGUUUUUCUGAAAACAUUCCUCGACAUGUGUGCAAAAGAAACGCAUGACCUACAGAUGCACAUGACCAUGGCUUUAGAGGGAUCCGAAUUUUAGAGGCUGGACUAAGAAAGCCAAACGUCAUUUUCCUUGAGCUUCUGCUUUAUACUCUUAGCUUUAAAACAGUUUUGUGUCAAUUUAUGUUUUACAAAUUCUUACAUUAGAUCCUUAAAUGACAUUUGUUAUGUCUGUGAAUGUUUCUAUUGUAAGAAGAUUAUAAUAUAAUAAUGAUUUUCACGAUUGCCGACCUGAUCUCUGUAGUUUCUAUUGCAUACUGAAUAUAGAACUUUAACCGUGCAUUAUUUUCUUACGCUGAAUAAAAUCCAAGGGACUCUAUAUACCCUUUAGGAUUUCGUCCGUCAGAACAUCAUCUUUAUUUGUCAGACCGAUGGACAUGAAAUCAGAUUAAUCUAUUGAUAUUAAGGGCACAUUACGAAGAAUCAUGUGAUCAAUUAUUGUCUUGUUUUAUUUUGUUAUAGAACAAUUACAUAACUAGUUAAUUUGUUACGUAUGAUUGGUUGCAGAACGUAAUGUAAAAUAAAAAUGAAUUUGUACAUUCAUUAUAUGUAAACAACUUCUUGAUUAAAGAGUUAUCCCAUUUCGGUUGUCUUCCGCUAGAUCCCAAAUUUGGUUGCGAGCUCGAUAGUUCUCACGGAAUAUAGGUCAUGGUCGAAAAUGUAUAAUGACAAAUUGAUUUUUAUGUCUUGCUGUCAAACAAUAAAGAAUCUGGUGAACACAUUAAAAUAUCUGUAAUUGUUUUGUUAUAUAAUAGUUACAUUGUUUUCAGUUCCGUACGCUUGAUUGAAUGCAAUCUCUUAUACAUUAUUUUAUAUCACAAAAUAAAACUUGUAUAUCAAUUUCAUGUUUGCUGUUUGUAGUAUGAUGUUGUGUCUUUGCUGGUUGUGUGUAUCUAUAGAAGUUUUUUUAUCAGGUUAAUCAUCACUGUCCUAUAAGCUGAUGGUUAAUAGUCUAUGGAUUACAGUGUGGACUUACCACGUGGUUUGUGCAGGAAGCAAAAGGCAUCUCGAUUCAUACAGGAUUAUUGCUGUAAGCUUGUUGUUUUCAUCUAUUUUUUUUUACAAAACAAGAGCAGGCUAAGGUAAAACAUGUACACUAUACUCCAUUACUAAGCGAUAUGAUGAGCAAUUUAUUUUAUUUUCAACAAUCGUGGAAAAAUGCACAGAAGUAAAAACUAUCAGUCAGUGAAACUGAGCAUCGGUUAUGUUUUACAGCAAUUUAAAAUCAUAUACAUGACAAAUUAAUAUCACAUCCAUACUGCUUAGUAUGUCUGUCAAUUUAUUUAUCAGAAAAAAUAUCCCAAUAACACGUUGCAUGCAAUAACUAAAUGUGACUUCACAAACCACGUGGUAUGUCCACACUGGAUUGAAAUUUGUUUUGUUCUUUAUCUCGGCUGAAUUUUUUCGAUCUUGAAUUGUGAAUUGUCGUUCUGAGAUGUGUUUGUAUGUUAAAUCAGUGUUAAUUUUAAUGCAUUUAAUCGAAAUACCAAAUGUGUUUUAGGUGAAAUAAUAAAUUGUAUUUGUUCUGAUCAUCUAGACUGAUAUAUAGACUAUUUGUUGUGUAUGUUUGGAAAACGUCUGUAGUUUUGUUUUGCAUAAAUAUUGUUUUAAAGAUGCUUAAGAAGUUUGCUUCACACGUUAUCUAAACAUUGAGUACUUCUGAAUCGCGCAUGUAGUAUAAAUCUUUUAAUCGGCUGGUUCAGUAUCAUCGUUCGACGCCAAUUUUAUAAAACCGGUAAAGUGUUGGUGUUUCGACUACUGGAAUUGUUCUGUAGUUUUUCAUAUGAAUUUGUUUCAAGUUGUUCGAUAAGUUUAUUGAUUAAUCAAUUGGUUCCAAAAUCCAAUGUUGGCCAAUAAAAUUGCUUGCAUAUGCAAACUUACCAUAGGAAAACCUGCGAAUAACUUAUCCAGUGUUUUACAAUAGCCGCUGUAGUGUUCUUUUCUUGAAUAUUCAGUUUGUAUUUGAGCAUGAUAGACUGAAUGAUGGUCCAAAUAAUCAACUUAAACCGAUCAUAGUCUCGAAAACAAAAACACAGUUAUGACAUAUAAGCCAAGAUGAUUGUUUUAAUUUUAGAAUCCUUUUGAAAGCCUAGGAUCUUUUUACAAAUGGCACCGAUGAAAUCAUUUUCUCGCUUCCCAAGUAAUGUUUGGUUCCGAAUAAACAUUUGUUGUUCACGUCAUGCACUGCACAUUGCCUUUCAGUGGUAAGGCUAUAUAAAUGUUAAAAACAAAACCUUUAUAAAAGUUAAAGUUAUGUACAACCUUUCAAAUGUGUUUCUAUAGGCUAGAUCGAUAUUAUAAAAAAAAGUUAUGUCUGUUAUUAUAACCAAUGAUAUCUAUCGUGUGUGAGUAUCAUUUUAUUUAAAUAAGCAUGCAUGUAUUAACGACUAAAACUGUCUUAUGAAAGGUGUAGAUUUUGCUUUAGGUAUGGAGACUUAAAGAGAAUGGCUGUUAAGACGAUUGUACACGCACAUACUUAUAUGCGUUACUGUUUCUCAUUGAUGUUUAGAAGAGGAACAUAUCAACAUAUUUAUAAACUAAAAAUGUAAAUUAAUAUUUCUCUCAUUUUAUAGAAAUUGAGAGAAAUAGAUAUAAGAAAUUAAAAAUAAGAGUCAUUGUAUAUGAUAAUACUUAUGCUAAGGCUAUUUGCGGCUGAUUUUUGUUUAAAUUUAAGAUGUCUUCUGUUCUGCAUCAUGAUUUCAUUAUACCAUCCCCAUUCAUUUAAAACUGUAUUAAGAUAGAGUCUAAAACACUUAACACUAUUAGAUACGUUGCAAAAUAUGUAAGUACUACGAUUAAAAUCUUUAUGAGACAAUGGAAGCUUAACAAUGGUGUCAUCUUAUCAAUGCACGAAUCGUACGAUCGACUAACUGAUAUAUCUCAAAACUAAGAACUCUAUUUUGAUUUUAUAAACAAAACUUUCAAUUCUAAUUGCGACUCUCAUUAAAAAUUCAAUGAACUUCUUAGUUUCACAAAACGGUAUCGCACACGUGUUGAUAAGACGACCCCUUACUGAAUGUUAUGUUCUUAAUAUUCAAUUCGUUAAUUAAAUCUGAAAAUGUAACAUGUUCUUCCUCUAAUGACAAUGUAAUUGAUUGUUUUUUAAUUUCAUUUAUAAUAAUUUAUAAAUAAAAGACAUUCAGCAAUGCUUUGAAUAUUGCAUUUAAGGGAUUGCUGUAUGUCUUUCAUCAAUUCGCUAUUAUAAAUGAAAUUUUAAAACGUUUUGAAAAUAAUAAACCGACUUCUUACAUAUAAGAUAAAUCGUUCUUACGACAUGUAACACGUUCACAGGGUAAUGCACGUAGAUUUAGUUCAUGUUUGAAAUAUACGGCGCUUUAUAUACAGUAUCUUGUAUUUUUAAUGGUGUUGGGUGUUGUUAU